Suillus clintonianus is the source of this 1575-nucleotide messenger RNA. RefSeq names its product YwlC protein. The record is from RefSeq and is a predicted model, not a curated record. The transcript is spliced from 4 exons. Bases 1 to 1575 code for a protein of 524 amino acids. Gene Ontology annotation, biological process: regulation of translational fidelity. Lineage: Eukaryota; Fungi; Basidiomycota; Agaricomycetes; Boletales; Suillaceae. Gene Ontology annotation, cellular component: cytoplasm. Gene Ontology annotation, molecular function: nucleotidyltransferase activity; tRNA binding; double-stranded RNA binding.
AUGGUUGCACAUCAUACACAUGUCUAUCGAAAGGUAGUCCGGGAGAUAGCCAAAGCGACCGUCAAACCUCGGUCAGCUCGGAACAAAGACAUUGCUUCAAACUUCCGAGCCCUAUUCGCACAGAGUGGACCACCCGAAGAUGCGCAACGUUUUCAACACGAAAUGCAGAAUGCCUUGACUUUCCUGCGAUCCCAGCGGGAAUAUAAGGCUUUAUUGGAGAGAUACAACCCAUUGAUCGACCUAACGGGAGAAGAACGAAUAGAAGCGACCGCACGACGAGUCGGGCUGAACAUGCCCAAGCUGCAUGAUUCCCGGGACACGUACCUCCUCAAGUUUUCGCUGAAAAAGUCUUCGCAGAUUCAGGGCACGAUGGCGGCGGCGACACAGGUGCUUGCAUGCGAUUCUACAUCCAUCGCAUUUCCUUCAGAUGACCAGGUGGCGAUAAGCUCACCUGAAACUCUCGCAGCCUUGCGUACCGCAGCGUCCUGCCUUAAAGAUCUCCUUCCAGUCGCUUUUCCAACAGAAACCGUCUAUGGGCUGGGUGCUAUCGCUCUAAACGCGACCGCAGCCCUUAAGAUAUUCUCGACCAAAGGCCGGCCAGCUGACAACCCUCUCAUCGUACAUGUGUCCUCGCGGCGUAUGCUACAGACUUUACUUCCACAAAAUUAUGCACUCUCGCGUUCUUACGAGUUGCUCAUGGAGCACUUUUGGCCCGGACCCCUCACGCUACUUUUCCCCUGCGACCACAGUUUAAUACCCGACAUCAUUACUGCUGGCCAGUCAACUGUCGCAAUCAGAAUCCCAUCACAUCCAGUAGCACGAGCACUCAUCGCUGUCACUGAUGCACCGCUCGCAGCUCCAAGUGCCAACUCCUCUGGAAAACCUAGUCCCACCCGCGCAGAGCACGUGUUGAAUGACUUGAAUGGCAAAAUUACACUCAUUCUAGACGGUGGGCCAUGUGAAGUUGGUCUAGAAAGUACGGUGGUAGAUGGUCUACAUGAAGAUGGAAAUAUCCGCAUCCUGCGACCCGGCGGGAUCACAGUAGAAGACAUCAAACGAGUGCUCGUUAAUGGCUUCUCUGAUGUUGAUACACCAAUACCCCAGGUCCUUGUCCAUCGUCGUGAUUUUCAUGACGACGCAUUGGAACAGGCGCCCACUACACCUGGCAUGAAAUACCGCCAUUAUUCCCCCUCAGUACCAGUGACGCUGAUGCACAUAUCCGGUGCUCCCCUUGGAAUAGAACCUCUUAGCACCUCUGCUUUUUUGGAGGAUCUCAAGCGUUCGAUGCCACAUUCUUCUGACACUCUCCGCGUCGGGUUAUUGAUGCCGUCGGAUUCUAUUUUGAUGAAAUCCCUCAUCAGCGAUACGUCUAUUCAGUGGCAUGAAUUUCCUCUCGGGCUGUUUUCGGAGCCGGCGAUUAUUGCAAGGCGGCUAUUUGAUGGUCUCUUGACGUUAGAAAGGGAAGGAGUAGACUUGAUAUUAGUUGAAGAAAUUCCAGAAGAAAAGGAGGGCCUGGCAAUCAUGAACCGGGUUAAGAAAGCGGCUGGAAGCUCGCAAUGGAUCACUAUUCCCUAG